GGUGUCAAGUACACGAAAAAGUUGCUUCUUUACUUAGCUAGACUCAGCUAGACUAUAAAUAAUAUAUAAUUUACACUUGCCUAUCUGAUCUGGACUAGAUCUUGGUCUAGAUCUUUUUCUAUCUACUCCAAUUACAGAUCUAGACUUUUAUUGAAUUUACUCCGAAUAGACUAAGGUGCAGGACUUAGAAUGAAUGAACGUCACUAAACAUGGGUGCAGAAAAUAGCAUCCUUGAAGGCUGUGAAUGGGAUGACCCAGUAGAAUCUCCCCCAAGUUUUCUGUGGCAGUUAUCUCCUGUCACAAAAACUGAUGGUACUCAUGCCACUAUCUUUGAACCAAAAAGUACGGAAAACAAAGAUGGUCAAUUAUUAAAAAAGGGCGCCUCUAUUCUCAGAACCCUGCGACAUCCAAACAUCAUUCGUUUCAUUGGUUUCAGCGAGUCAUCAUCUCAUGUUUGGCUGGCAACAGAAUCAGUGGUGCCCUUAGUUUCAUUUGUUCAGGAGUUAUCUUCUGAGGAACUUUGUGUAGGACUCUAUGACAUCCUCCAAGGAUUGGAUUUUCUCCAUUCUAAGCUGGGUAUGAGCCACAAUAAUCUCUGUUUGUCAUCUAUAUAUGUUAGUGCAGAUGGUACAUGGAAGCUGGGGGGAUUUGAACAUGCUUGUAAGUUUUCAGAUGCAACUCAAGAAUUUUUGGAGAAAUGUCGUGCAUUUAGAAAAGAGGACACUUUAUCACCUGAAGAAAAAUCUGGCAAAGUUUCUAUAGAUGCUGCUAUAAAUCAUUCCAGAGAUAUCUUUGCUUUUGGCUGCCUAGUAGAAGCAGCUAUAGACCUUGUUAAAGAAAAAGAUGACCAAUUAAAGUUGUUAGAACAUCAGAUGUCUUGUUGUUCCAGUCUUGAACCUUCCUCUAGACCAAAAGUUUCAGAAUUACUUAAAAUGUCUGUUUUCAGCUUAGAUCUCAUAGAUAUACUGUGCUUCUUGAAACAUAUUACCAUCAAAUCUGAUGCUGAGAAAAAAGAAUUUUUCAGCACUCUGCUGCCCAGAUUACAAAGUUUGUCAGAAACUGUCCUGGCCAGAAGACUGGUUAUGCCACUUCUGGCCAGGUUUGUGUUGCUGAAUGAAUGGGCUGAAAAGCUGGUCCUACCUGACUUACUUGUACCAAAAAAUGGUUCAAGUGGAGGUAGAUCUAGCUCUGUUCGAGGGCUGUUACCUGAAUCAUUGUAUAAAGAAUUUGUGAUCAACCAUUUGUUCAACAUCUUCCAUGUUCACGAUAGUCACAUUCGUUUGAUUUUAUUGGAGCAUUUUUCACAUUUUGCUCAUUUGUUCUCCAGGGAACAGCUAGAAGAUGAUAUUUUUAUACAGAUUCUUAUAGGUAUUCGAGACACAAAUGAUAAAAUAGUUGCAGCCAGUCUUAGAGCCCUGGCAGAUCUUGUACCUCUGUUAGGUGGAGACUAUGUUAUUGGUGGCAGGAGGAAACCUUUCUUUUUCCAUGGAUUGCCAAAGAAAUUGUCCCCUCAAGAUUUGCUAAAGAUGGAUAUACCCAAGAACAUUGACUCAGCUUUAUCUCACAAACCUCUUUUAAAAGACCUUGCAAUGACUAAGAAGUUAUCUUCUGUUGAGAAGAGCUCAUUAGACAAGGAUAAAAAAGCUAGAGAGAGAGAACUACGCAGAGAGGAAGCCAAACUUAAGAGAGAGGAGAGGAGGAAAAAAUUGAAAGAGCAAGUCCAAGAUGAUAAUAACAAAGAACAUUCCAUGGAUAGUAACAGUGUAACAUCAUGUCUGACCAUUGAGCAGGCUGCAGGUUUGGAUCUUGAAACUAUUGAUGUGGUAAACCCUACAUCUAAUGGAGACAUUGACCAUUCUGAGUCUCUUCCGGUGACCGAAAGUGGGGAGAGUUUUGAGAAUGGAGAUGGCAAGGAGUCACCUGAUUGGUCAGACUGGGAGAAUGAUGAGCAAAGAAUCAGUGAAGAGAUUGAGGCAGAGCUGGAGAACAUGUCGCAGAAUGUGGCAGCUAAAGUACAGACAUCCCCUAGCCCUUAUCAAAAUAGAAUUGCUCCUUCUCCCCCUCCUCUGAAAGUGGACUGGUCAGACAGUUUUCCAAAUGAUAGCUGGAAUUCUCAGAAGAAAGUGAAUAAAGAGAAAACUUUCAACGGCCCAUUAACAUUAAAAACUAAACCAAAGCAGACAGAGGCUGCAACAGUUUAUACAAAUAAAGAAACUUUAGAUGAAUGGGGCAGUGACAACUGGGAAGCUGCUGAAGCUAAUUCUAUAACAAAAUUUAGCUCCCCUGGUAAAAAGCCCCUGUCAGGAGAAAAAAAUUCAAGUGCCAAAACUUCUUCAGCAAAAUCCCAAUCCAAAAGAAAUGAUGAUCUAGGAAUGGGCCUGGAUAUCAAGAGUAUUGAAAUUGUGCCUAAAUCUCCACCAGCUGAGUUAGAUUUCUUUGCAGACAUGGCCCCAACAAUUUUAAUGACCCAAUCCAAAGGUGACUCACUAAUUACAGAGGAGACCAACACCAAGCUCCCUAAUGAGUUUGAAAUGUCUUCAAGUUCCAAAACUUCCAAGCCAGUGAGUGCAGAAAAAGAAUCUCUAUCUAAUAAAGAUGCUUCACUUUUUGCUGUAAAGAUAACUGCUACUGAGGAGGAUGUGGGAGGCUGGGGUGAAGCUAAUGCUGACUGGGACACUGAACAUUUGUAACAGACAAGUUGAGUAAACAAUAUUGUUAAACAAACUCGACUUGAGAGGGCACUAGCAAAGUGUGCAAUACAAAUGUCUAUUACCCACAGAUAUCAGUUCUGGAAGUCUUUAUAGCUCUAGAUGCUUGUUGAUUGAUUAUGUUCUUGUGGAUCUUUAUAUAAACUAAUUCUCUGCCAUUGUUGAUGUCAAUGUGAAACUUGUGCUUCUAACUCACACUUUUAUUACCUGAUAAAGCUCUUUAAAUUGGAUUUAUUGUUUAGUUUCAAAAUGUAGUGGGGCUUUUGCCUAGAAGAUUGAAAGGAAAAAACUGCAUUUACAAAUUGAUGACUGCCUUAUACUUCUUUAUAUAUAGUCUGCACAUGUGCAUUUAUUGUAAUGCAUACAAAGCUUCUCUAACAAUUGCUUAAUAUCUGGGAUUUUUUUUUUUUGGUGGGUUAUUUCAUUGUUUCUUGUUAAUUUUGUGGUAUUAACUAAUAUAAUGAAUGAUUAUCUUAAAGACAAUUUAAAAUUAAAAAUACAGCCAGAAAAAAAAAAGGGAAAUAAAAGUUAUUCAGCUGAAAAAUAAGUCUUUAAAAAGUAAUCAAUGAGACUGUUUCUGGUUGGAGUCAUUCAAAACAAGAAAAUAAAUCUCAGAUUAUUCUGUUAUCAAAAGUUUCUAAUGGUUGGCUGGUGAACUAAAAACUACCAGUACAGAAGAAAAUAUAUGAAACAAAUGUGAUAUACAAACCAGUCUCACAAUUGAACAAAUGUAUGAGGUGGUCAUUUUAUUUAUUUAUUUUUUUAAAAUAAUAAUUGAAUAGUAAUUUCUUAAUAAGGUACUUUCAAGCUCACCUUUAAUUUUCAGUCAUUCCUGGGACACUCAAGUAUUAUUUGCUUUAGCUGCUCAUUAAUGAAUUUCAUAGUUACUUGAGCAAAUCCCAUAGGAGAAUUAGCUUUUCAGUCAACUCUUUCAGUGCAGCUUAGUCUCAGGGAGUAGCUUCGCUAGUGCUGGUGUAACUUGGUAUAUAAUAUUUAUUUCACUAUCUUUUUAUUAUCAAACUUUUUAUUUUACGGAUGUAAGAGUGAUUUUUUUCGUUUUGUUUGUAAAUUGUAAGCAGGACCAACACAUUUUUAAAAAAUAAACAUUAUGUUAGUGGUUCCUCUUUUUUAGUUUAUUUCAUGACCCAAAAAAAUGUAAAUAAUACAAUGUCUUAGUGCAUUUGUUCAUCUUUUAUUUAAUUAGAAGUGAUAAAAUGUAUUUAGUUUUGUUAUUUUUCAAUAUUUAUAAAUUAAAUGUAUAAUUAAAAAGUUAAAUCUUUUAUUAUAUCAUUUAUAUAUUUCCUUUUUCUGUGCUCAGUUUAAACUUUAUAUUUAAAAAAAAUUUCCUGAGUAAUUUAUUUUAUUUAUUACACAUUUUUGUAGCCAAUUCAUUUUCCUUUACAAACAAAAAUCAAAUAGGUUAGAUUAUAUAAUAAAAUACAAAAGUUAUUUUAGUUUUAGUGGCUUGCACAAUUGUUUCUAAAUGAUAGAAUUGUCUUUUAAAAUGUGACAGUUCUACUUUGACUUUUUGAGUGGUAAGAAAUAGAUGUUUUGAUUGACAGGUAGUUGUUCCUAAAAUUUGUUACAUAGAUGUUCUACUAUAUUUUCAUAUACCAGUAUUUAAUAUUUUAUUGUAAUUGUUUCACCCAGGUUCAAACACGGUACAUUUAUCACAGUUUUAGUGUUCUAUAUGAACUAAGCAGCCUUACUGCCAAGUAGAAUACACAUAAGGAAACACAUUUUGUAUUUAUCAAUGGUUUUGAACAAUGCAGCUGAAAGGGGAAAAAAUUGUGCAUGCAUAUUACUUAAAUUAAACUUACUCCUAGCUAAAUAUUAGAAUGUACAUUUAACCUAAAACUUUUUUGAAUAAUUUGUUUUAUAGUCUUUCUGCUAAUUGAGAACAAAUUGCAUUUUUCAAGAUGUCUUGCAAAAUAAAAAAUAAUCUGGAGCAUCAACUUAAAUUUUUUUUUAUACUCAUUUUUAGCUUUUAUCUGUAUUGAGUGAUCUAGGACUGAAAAAAAAAACCCAACUUAUUUUAGCAUACAAAUCAAUGAAUUAAGAUUCAAGGUUUGCUAAAUCUAUGAGAUACUGUCCUCAUAGACCAUCUUCCAGUAUUAGAAGAAGUGCUUCCUGGGUUAAUUUUCCAUCUUAAAUCAGGGUUAAUUUUAAUUUAUCCGCUCUGUUUAAAUGUCUUGAAUUUUAUGCAUGAUGAAGGUUAAGUUAUUCUAUUCAGUCAUUCUUUUGUUUUGUAUUUGUAGCAUAUUUUUUGCUUAUAUCUUUGCAGGGAAUCGCUCAUUAAAUAAAAUAGGUUUUAAAUUUCUAUAUUAAGUGGGAAAACUUAUGAUGAAUUGUCAGAACUUGAAGUAAACUGAAGCAAUGUGAGUUGUAGUCAAACUGCUGUCAGUGUUCUCCUUCAUUGUGAAUGUGGAGUAUCUACAUUUUCUUCCAAUGAAAGACUUGCCAAUAUUUGGUGUUAUUAUCAUCACUGUGAUAUUUUUGUUAUAAGCAGUUUGCUGCACAAUACAUUAUUAUUGAUCAUUAUGUUUUUAUUUUCAUUCUAUAACUUAUUGGGACAAUUUUUUUAUAAUUAAAAUAAAAUUUUAUUUCGCUUACAUAUUUUUGUGCUAUCAAUUUAUAAAAUACAUUAUAAGUAAUGCAAGUUUAAUUAAUCCAAAUAUAAAAUGUGAAAAGUGAUUAAGUUAUUAAAAUUUGUUCUGUCUCUUACUUUCCAACAGGAUUAAAAAUGACAGACGAAAUAUUUUAUUUUUUUAGAUAGUUAUUUUUCUGUAAAACGGUUGUUUGUUUUCAGACCUGUAAAACCAUUGUUUGUUUUCAGACCACUUUUGUUCAAUGAAAUGUUAAAAGUAAUAAUAAAAUUUAAAAUUUUUUUUUUUUUAAAUGUUAUCUCAGAAUUAGACCUCACUUUGUCUUGCAGUUGUAUGUCAUCUAAUAGUCACUUCUGGAUUAAGUUAAAAGAUAGUCAACCUGAUUUGCCUUCACUCUAUGACAAACAAUGGAUGAAGAAAAACAGUCCCAGUACAUAAAAUACUACACUAUCAAUUAUAAAUGUAAAAAAAAAAGUAAUAAAAUACUGCUACAUUUCUCACUCACCAGACUCUCUGCAAACACUGCUCAGCUCAAGAACUCCAAAUAAGGUGAUACUUGAAUGUGUAAUACAUUAACAGACAAAUACUGUACAAUUGGCAUCACUAAACAUCUAACUUGUAUUGAAUUUGUACUGGACUCUGUCAUGUCUUGAACUAUGCCGUGCUCAACUAUCCCAGACCAACUUCCAUCUGAACAUACUGUACUGGACUGUCUUGCUUUACUGAACUGUUUUGGAGGAAGUCACCCUAACCCUGUCACACUCUCUCUCUUUAUAUCAGGUUUACCAAGGCCUUCUUGAACACAGUUCCUUUCUACAAAUUCUCAUGACCAUAUCAUGGGUGAUAUCGACCUAUAGUAUCCAUACCUGCACUUUUCUGCAGCUCCGUCUCUUGACGCAAUUGACCGCUAGCAGCACCCAGGACUGUCCCACAUGGGUCAGCUGAUCACACUUAUUUUUAUAACCUUUUUCAAAUGCUAGAUCAAAGACACAAGAGCUUUCUCUUUCCAACUAUAUUUCUUAAUCAGAUUCAGAAAGACUAGAUACACUAAUGGUUCUCACACUAUGUUUUUAAAGGACCUACUGCUAAAGAUAUCAUUUAGUAAAUGAAAACAAAGACUUGAUUGGAUACUAAACAAUUUAUUUCAGACCAAAUGUGCAAAUGCCAGUUUAUACAUAAAGCAAUAAGGCUCACAGUAUCAUUAAUGUAAACAAGUAAUGUGUUUGUAGAACUGAUCCAGCAUGGAAUACUUUCAUCUAGUUAUUGUAGGUAUCCCAUUGCAUUAUAACAACACAAAUGAAAUUAACAGGAUAAUAAUUUUUUUAGAAGAGACCUACAUCCAAAAGCGUUAAGCCUUGGUUGUGCAAAUGUUAUUUUUUCAUUUCAACAGGUCAAUAGAGGAAAGUAUGAAAUUGCUUUACAAAAAAAAAAUAAAAAAUAUUUAAUAUUUAAGUAAACUAAUAAAACUACAGACAUUUAUAAGCAAAACCUUAUUAAGUCUGUUGAUAAACUGUCAACUCUUGUUUAUAAGCAAAACCUUAUUCAGUCUGUGAUAAACUGUCAAAUCAUCUUUUCAUUCUUAGGAACUUUAACAGUUGUAGCACAGUUAAAAAUGUGUUUUUUUACUUUCUAACUCUAAAAUAAAACCCUCUGUAUUUUAUUAAUUAGACAAUUAUAUUGUUUUAAAAAUGACUGCUUUCCUUUUUUUAUUGUAUCAUUAGUAAGGAGUAAAAAUAUCAGUUACACAAUUCUGAUUCUUUAAAUCGAUAGUUUGUUCCGGUAUGUUUUCAAAGUUUAGUGAAAACCAUUAAAUGUAAACCAACAAAAAAAAA
Biomphalaria glabrata is the source of this 7146-nucleotide messenger RNA. RefSeq names its product protein-associating with the carboxyl-terminal domain of ezrin-like. Gene Ontology annotation, biological process: protein phosphorylation. The record is from RefSeq and is a predicted model, not a curated record. Bases 210 to 2690 code for a protein of 826 amino acids. The transcript is spliced from 14 exons. Gene Ontology annotation, molecular function: ATP binding; protein kinase activity. Lineage: Eukaryota; Metazoa; Mollusca; Gastropoda; Planorbidae.